Molecule: messenger RNA, 1348 nt
Organism: Branchiostoma belcheri (Belcher's lancelet)
Lineage: Eukaryota; Metazoa; Chordata; Leptocardii; Amphioxiformes; Branchiostomatidae
Product: UPF0565 protein C2orf69 homolog
Exons: 3
Coding region: 248-1240 (330 amino acids)
Cellular component (GO): mitochondrion
Source: RefSeq, a predicted model, not a curated record
AGACAGAGAGAGGAUAAAUAUUCUAGUUAUAUACCUUGAAAUCUUCAUAUUAUAUGAAAAGACGUUAUCAAAGCAUCCACCACAAAUAUUAAAGCCAUAGCCAAUGUUUCUCACUCUGUAUGGGUAUUAUAAGCUGAUAUUCUUAGGUGAAUAUCGUCACCCCUACACGGGACAUGUGGAAGACUCCUCUGAACUCUGACCCCCAGUCAAGCGUGUCCAAAGUUCGUAGAGAGGCUGUGGACGCUGUAUGUUCGCACGCUGGGCCGUUGCCGUGCUCGUAGCGUGGAGAUCGCUGCCGUUUCCUCGGUGGUUGGGAGGGACCAUGGCCGAGGGGGCGGUGUCGUCGUCUCGGUCCCAGCCCGCGGCCUCCUCGGUGCUUCCCUGCCGCCGGCUGGGGGAAGUCCAGGGCUGCCCAGGCUGGAAGAACGAGGUGUUGUUCUGCGGGAGCAGAGAAGCGCGGGACCAUGUGGUCUUCUUCCCGGGCGAUGUACAGGACUACAUUGAAAACAUGGAGGCCCACCGCGACAACAAGAACUGGAAACAGUGGAACCUGGAGGCCACAGCUGAACUCCUCUCUCGCCGCUUCCCUCGCUCCCUCAUUUGGGUCAUCAAACCUUCCUACAUGCACCUCAAGACGUUCAGCUGCUACAACUUUCUAGUCUGUAACGUGAUGGGAACUCCCGAGUACGGGGACGAACCCAGAUAUCCCAACGCCUUGCUUCACCUGAGACUCCUUCUCAACAAUGCCACACAGCAGAUUUCAAGUGAACUGCAGCAGCAGAUUGACAGUCAAGGCUCCUGUCCUUCAGAUCAAAAUGGCUGCCAGGAUGGAACAACACUACUUGAUCUUCCGAUCACGUUUGUCGGUUUCAGUAAAGGCUGCAUCGUUCUCAACGAGAUUCUCUUUGAGUUACAAGAAGCAAAGCCGAUCCCGGAGCUUCAGCAGUUAUUGGCGCGAGUAAAAACAAUGUACUGGCUCGACGGUGGACACCAGGGAGGCUCCAACACCUGGGUGACCAACGAGUCCACCUUACGGAACUUUGCGGAACUGCAGGUGGAGGUACAUGUGCAUGUCACACCCUACCAGGUGAACGACGCCAUGCGGGCUUGGAUCGGGAAGGAGGAGAAACUGUUCUUGAAAAGGUUGAAGAAAGUCGGUGUGAAAGUCACAGAGACACGACACUUCGAAGAUGAGCCACGGUCCUUGGAAAACCAUUUCAAAGUCUUGACAGUUUUCUAAUGCUGAUUGUGCUUAAGACUCCUAGCUAAGGCCACACCAAGUAAAUUUCAUGGAUGACGUCCUUUAGAGACCCUAAAUCUAAUGCGAGAGGGCGAAAAAAAAACAAGA